ACAUCGCAGAACAGCCAAAGGAAGCAACGUUUGAAAAUCCCAAAUAUGAGCGUCGCGUAACAGUGUGAAGGAGGUGGGGUUUCCUCACACAUAAUGUUUAAGCACCAGCUGUGACCCUUGGCACAGUAGAUGGAGAGGCAGUGCCGUUAGCAGCUUAAUAACGUGCCUGACUGUGAGCUCAAUCGCGAGCUCUCUCAAGGCAGCACAGGACAACACAGGAGAGAAGACAGCAGAGCAGAGCAGAGCAGAGCAGAGCAAUGCCUCGCGGUGACACUGUGGACACACAGCUUUCUGUGGCAGUGGAUCAUUCUUUCACAAACAGAAUCACCUAUGUUGAAUUGACUGACUGACCAAAAUCAUGAGCGCAGAGGAGUGGAGAAUUGGGAAGACUGAACGCACCAAUAUGAGUUCCCUCAGUUUGCCUGGAAACAUAAGACGUGGUGGCUCGGAUACAAACCUCAACCUCACUGUGACGGACGGAUUCCUGGACUUUCAAAGAGAGAGACUCAGCGCUGAACAACUCAAGCAAAAGGUGCUGAAGAUCACGGAGCAGAUCAGGAUCGAGCAGGUGACCCGAGAUGACAAUGUGGCCGAGUACCUGAAGCUGGUGAAUAAUGCCGACAAGCAACAGUCCAGGCGCAUCAAACAGGUGUUUGAGAAGAAGAACCAGAAGUCAGCCCACACCAUCACCCAACUGCAGAAGAAACUCGAACACUACCACAAGAAGAUGAAGGAUGUGGAGCAGAACGGACCCAAAACUUCCAAGGAGUCUCUGAAGGACAGCCCGAACAUGGUGAGGGACAUUAACAGCAAUGCCCGGCCUGGGUCCGGGGCUGGUAUCUUGGAGGGAGGGAAAGGGGUGCCAGGGGUCACUCUGACACCCCCCACCUACGUCUUCAACAAGUCCCGGGAGUUCGCCAACCUCAUACGCAACAAGUUUGGCAGCGCUGAUAACAUCUCACACUUGAAGACCUCCUCGAUGGAUGACUUUCGGAGGGAUGGUGGGUCCAGGACAUUGGGUGGAAGUGCCACGCUGGUGUCCAAGGACAAGUACCUGAGCGAUGAGGAUGACGACUGCUCCAAUGGCAGUGCUUCUGGGGACAGUAAUGGCAACUCGGAUUUCGGACUUGCAGCCACAGGAAGCCCCAAGUCAAGCACACUCGAAAGAGAGCAGGGCAAGCUGUCCACCAUAUUUGAUGAACUCAAAGAGAUUAAAGACGCACAAACCCAGCUGUCAGACGAUAUUGAAAAGCUCAAAGUUCAAUUUAAGCGGGAUUACGCCUUGAUUACUCAAGCUUUGCAAGAGGAACGUUACAGAUCCAAGCAUUUGGAAGACCAACUGAAUGAUCUGACGGAGCUUCACCAGCACGAGACGAUCGACCUGAAGCAGGAACUCGCUAGCAUUGAAGAGAAAGUGACUUAUCAAUCUUACGAGAGAGCUCGAGACAUUCAAGAAGCCCUGGAAUCGUGUCAGACUCGAAUCGCCACGUUAGAGCUCCAUCAUCAGCAGCAGCAAGUGGUGCAGAUCGAACACGCCAAUGCCAAGGUCCUCCUCGCCAAGUGCAUCAAUGUCCUGCUGGCCAUCAUGACCGUCAUCCUCGUGUGCGUCUCGACCAUCGCCAAGUUCAGUGUCCCUCUGCUGAAGAGUCGCUUCCACGUACUGUGCACGGUCUGCUCGGUGCUGCUCAUCUUCAUCUUGUGGAAGAAAUGGGAUGACAUUCAGUGUCUUGUUGAGCACAUCAUUGUAUCCAGGUGAUCCUCUGUGUAAUUUUACCAUAUUUAUCCCUUUUUUUAAUGAACGUCACUAUUCCGGAAAUAAAAAAACUUGCAAAAGAUAUUCAGUGACACAAAAAGGUUAUAUGUUCAGCUCCACACGCGUGUGAUUGAUGUCCAAAGGACAGCGUUUUACCAAUAUUUCCACAGAUAUUAAUUUUGUUGUAAGAUACACUCCUGGUUUUAUUGUUACGUC
Molecule: messenger RNA, 1969 nt
Organism: Callorhinchus milii (elephant shark)
Lineage: Eukaryota; Metazoa; Chordata; Chondrichthyes; Chimaeriformes; Callorhinchidae
Gene: tmcc3
Product: transmembrane and coiled-coil domain family 3
Exons: 5
Coding region: 359-1756 (465 amino acids)
Cellular component (GO): endomembrane system
Source: RefSeq, a predicted model, not a curated record